AUGAAGAGAGAUCCCACUUUCACCUUUCUCUUCCUCUUGUUCUACUUCCUCAACCAUUCCACCGGCGGCCUCUCCCUUUCCCCGGACGGACUCUCCCUCCUCUCCCUCAAAUCCGCCGUCGACGAUUCGCCGGGGGCAUUCUCCGACUGGAACUCCGACGACUCCAACCCCUGCCGCUGGUCCGGCGUUUCAUGCAUGAAUGUCACCGGAUCGCCGGACCCACGAGUCGUCGGCAUCUCCCUCUCCGGCAAGAACCUCCGCGGCUAUAUCCCGUCGGAGCUCGGCAACCUCAUCUACCUCCGCCGCCUCAACCUCCACAGCAACGCGUUCUCCGGCUCCAUCCCGGCGCAGCUCUUCAAUGCCACCGCCCUCCACGGCCUGUUCCUCUACGGGAACAACCUCACCGGCGCCCUGCCGACGUCCAUCUGCAACGCCCCCCGUCUCCAGAACCUCGACCUCUCCAACAACUCCAUCUCCGGGUCCCUCCCCGACGAGUUCAAAAACUGCCGUCAGCUCCAGCGGCUCAUCCUCGCCGACAACGAACUCUCCGGCGAGAUCCCCGCCGGGAUUUGGGCGGAAUUCGACAACCUAAUCCAGCUCGACCUCUCUUCGAACAAAUUCUCCGGCCAGAUCCCUAACGAUUUGGGGGAAUUGAAAUCCCUCUCCAACACUCUCAACCUCUCGUUCAAUUCCCUCUCCGGCCGAAUCCCUAAAUCGCUGGGUAAUCUCCCCGUGACGGUGAGCUUCGAUUUGCGGAGCAACAAUCUCAGCGGCGAGAUCCCUCAAACGGGGUCGUUUUCAAAUCAGGGUCCCACCGCCUUCCUCAACAAUCCCCAAUUGUGCGGAUUCCCCCUCCAAAAGCCCUGCAGCAGCGAUUCCCCGGGAAAUUCAGGGGAAGCAGAAGGCCAGAGCGAAACGACGCCGUCCGGUUCGGGCUUGAAAAAGGGGGGAUUGAGCUCCGGCGUUAUAAUUCUCAUCUCACUAGCCGACGCCGCCGGAGUAGCAUUCGUCGGUCUCGUAAUCGUCUACCUCUAUUGGAAAAAGAAGGACGAAUCCGGCGGGUGCAGUUGUACAGGAAAGGGGAAAUUCGGCGGUGGCGGGGGAGGAGGAGGCGGGAAAUUCAUACGAAUCUCGAUCUGUCCCGCGUUCGGCUGCUGCGUCCGCGGCCGUGAUUCGGCGGCGGAGGAUGCGGCGGCGGAGGGGGAAGGAGGAGGCGGAGGAGGAGGAGGAGGGGAAUCGGGAGAAGGGGAGCUGGUGUCGAUGGACAAAGGGUUUAGUUUCGAGCUGGACGAGCUGCUGAGGGCGUCGGCGUAUGUAUUGGGGAAGAGCGGGUUGGGGAUUGUGUACAAAGUGGUGCUCGGAAAUGGGAUUCCGGUGGCGGUGCGGCGGCUCGGGGAAGGCGGGGAGCAGAGGUAUAAAGAGUUCGUGGCGGAGGUUAUGGCGAUUGGGAAGGUGAAGCAUCCCAAUGUGGUGAGGUUGAGGGCUUACUAUUGGGCUCCUGAUGAGAAGCUUCUGAUCAGUGAUUUCGUCUCCAACGGCAAUUUGGCUACUGCGCUUAGAGGAAAGAACGGGCAGCCGCCAUCAAGCAGCACACUCUCAUGGUCGACUCGCCUCCGAAUCGCCAAAGGAACAGCCAGAGGCCUAGCCUACCUCCACGAAUGCAGCCCGCGAAAAUUCGUCCACGGCGACAUCAAGCCCACCAACAUCCUCCUCGACGCCGAAUUCCGCCCCCACAUCUCCGACUUCGGCCUCAGCCGCCUCGUCACCAUCACGGGCAACAACAACAACAACAACAACCCAUCCUCUUCCUCCUCCGGCUUCAUGGGCGGGGCCCUGCCUUACCUCAAAUCGGCCCAGACCGAGCGGCCCAACAACUACCGGGCCCCCGAGGCCCGCAUCCCGGGUAACAAGCCGGCCCAGAAGUGGGAUGUCUACUCGUUCGGCGUCGUCCUGCUCGAGCUCCUCACGGGGAAAUCCCCCGACCUUUCCCCGACCAGCUCGAGCGCCGUCGAGGUUCCCGAUCUCGUCAGGUGGGUGAGGAAAGGGUUUGAGGAAGAGAACCCUUUGUCGGAGAUGGUGGAUCCGACGCUGUUGCAGGAGGUUCAAGCGAAGAAGGAGGUUCUGGCGGUUUUCCAUGUCGCUCUGGGUUGUGUGGAGGUGGAUCCUGAGGUUCGUCCGAGGAUGAAGAAUGUGUCGGAGAAUCUUGAUAGGAUCGGAACGUAG
Linum trigynum is the source of this 2223-nucleotide messenger RNA. The record is from the annotation of a GenBank genome assembly. NCBI's taxonomy places the organism in Eukaryota, Viridiplantae, Streptophyta, Magnoliopsida, Malpighiales, Linaceae.